Messenger RNA from Tilletiopsis washingtonensis, 2344 nucleotides. Its product is annotated as alpha/beta-hydrolase. Lineage: Eukaryota; Fungi; Basidiomycota; Exobasidiomycetes; Entylomatales. The record is from RefSeq and is a predicted model, not a curated record. The transcript has a single exon. The coding region runs from base 51 to 2078 and encodes 675 amino acids.
CCCCCACUCUCCUUUCAUUCCCUCCGUCUCUCCUCUGGAAACCUGCUACGAUGCGCUUCAGCGUCCUGGCCACGCUCGGCCUCGCCGCCGCUGCGGCUGCCUCGCCGGCGCCGCGCAUGGAGCACCGCCGUGCGCCCGCGCCCGAGCCGCUGCUCGGCAACCUCGAGAACAGCGCCAACGUGCUCGGCGCCGCCAUGACGAACCUCGCCGGCGCCGCGCUGCGCCUGGCGCAGGUGCCGCUGUCGCAGGCCAAGGCCACGGCCGACAACGUGCGCGCCGCGUUCGGCGGCGACCCCAAGCUGCCGCAGGGCUCCUUCAACCUGCCCAGCAUCGACUCGUCCAACGGCGGCUAUGUCGGCGGCCUCGUCGGCGGCGUGCUCACGUCCUUCGGCGACGGCCCGACGGUGAAGCUGCAGCAGGGCAGCUACACGGGCCUGCGCUCCAGCCCGCUCUUCCAGCAGGAGUGGUUCUUCGGCGUGCCCUUUGCGCAGGCGCCGCUCGGCAACCUGCGCUUCCGUGCGCCGCAGAAGCUCGCCGCCGGCUCGGCGUCGCACAACGCCACGGCCGUGCCGCCGGCGUGCCCGCAGCCGAACAACUACAUCCUGCACUUCAACGACGGCGACCCGGUCAACUACCGCAGCGAGGACUGCCUCAACCUCAACAUCUACUCGCCCCUCGGCGCGAGCAACCGCCAGCUCGGCAAGCUGCCCGUGCUCUUCUGGCUCUUCGGCGGCGGCGAGAUCGGCGGCAGUGCCAACUCGUACAACUCCACCGCCCUCGUGCUGCAGAGCAUCCUGCAGGGCCAGCCGAUCAUCGUCGUCACGCCGCAGUACCGCGGCAACUCGUUUGGCUUCCUCGCGGGCAAGCGUGUCAGCGCCGGCGAGGGCGGCGCCGUCGUCAACGCCGGCCUGCACGAUGUCACCGCGGCGCUCGAGUGGACGCGCGACAACAUCGCCGCCUUCGGCGGCGACCCAGACAAGAUCACCCUCGGCGGCCACUCGUCCGGCGCGAUGAACGUCGGCGCCCAGAUGCUCAAGGACGGCCGCGAGGGCGGCAAGCCCAUCUACCGCAGCGCCAUCAUGCUCUCGGGCACCGGCUCGUCGCUGCCCGCGCCGCCGUCGGACAGCGACUUUGCCGAGGAGAACUACCAGCGCAUCGCCGGCGCCGCCGGCUGCGGCUCGAGCCCGACGAUUGACUGCCUGCGCGGCGUCGACGCCAUCAAGCUCGGCGAGCUGGCCUUCUACCCGUCCAACACGCCCGACCCGUCGCUCUACUGGGUGCAGGGCCCCAAGUACUACGCCGGCAACCAGCCGUUCCAGGUGACGCAGGACGGCGUGUACCAGCCGCGCGGCGGCGCCUCGGCGGCCAUCCGCGCCGGCAAGUGGCCCGACGUGCCGCUCUUCAUCGGCAACGCGCGCGACGAGGGCACCAUCUUCGUGUCGCGCGUCAUGGACGCCGCCGGCAUCCACAACAACGUCAAGACGAUCGGCUUCACGGACCCCAACCAGGCCGGCGUCGACGCGCUCGUCGACCGCAUCCUCGAUGCAUACAAGGACGUGCCGCGCGAGGGCGCGCCCUACUGGCCCGGCUACUCGAGCCCCAACUCGCGCCUCGGCGCCGGCAACCAGUACGAGCGCCUCGCCUCGAUCCUCGGCGACUUUGCCUUCCAGAGCAAGCGCCGUGCGCUCCUCGACCUCUACACGGGCCGCAACGGCCUGCGCGGCCUCAGCUCGCCCGUCUGGUCGUACCAGUUCAACGAGACGUACGCCGCGCCCGACGUCAACAACCAGGUCGGCGCGACGCACGGCGCGGACCCGCCGUUCUGGUUCGGCGCCUACAACUUCGUGCCGGCGCGCCUCGCCGCCAUGUCGGCCGGCACGCAGGCGAGCAAGAGCCUGGCGGCCUUCGUCAGCACGUCGAACCCCAACGCGCUCGGCAACCUCUUCUGGCCGCGCUACACGGCCGCCAGCCCGCGCCAGAUGAACUUCCAGGGCCUGUCGAACAUCAUCGGCGACGACUUCCGCCCGCAGAUGAGCAUCUUCGCCGAGCCCGACGCGGCGCGGAUGGCGCGCGUCUAGGACGCUCGUCGCGUGCCUCGCCCUGCUGCAUCUCCCUCUCCCUUCGCCUUCUCUCUCCCCAGGCGCCGCCCUGUCUUUGGGCUCGCUCUUUUCCCCGUCUGCCGUCACUCUUUGGCCCUCUUGUAAUACCUGCUCUCGCCGCGCUCGCCAGACGCGCGCCCUCUGCUCGCUGGCGGCCUACUCACACAGCACACACGCGACCACACAUACUCAGACACACAGCCACGCCUGGCUGCCCCGUUCCAUCACUGGAAUCGAUUGAUGGC